ACAUGUCUCCUUGGUAGAAAGAAGAGAGUGUAAUACACAUGUAGAGGAAGGGUAUAACUGUUGAAUUUGGUGAUUUUUUGUAUUUUUUGUACUCGACAUGGAGAACUUUUAUCACCACGCUCCGGCAGACACACAGCAGCCUCCCGUGUAUAAUGGCGGUUACCUGGAGCCUCCGUACAGACCACCGCAGCCUCACGACCCUCCGCAGCCGGACCUCAGCGCUCCUCAGUGGGCUCCUUCACCGGGAUAUGACGCCCACACGUACGGAUACAACAACCCGGCUGCGGCUCCAGGAGUGUAUGGAGGGCCUCGGUUCCCUCCUCCGUACGGAUUCGACCCCUCCGUCCCGCCGCCUCCGUUCCCUCCACCGGGACAUUUCCCCGGCAUGGUGCCCGCUCCUCCGGUAAACAGCCGGGGAGCGAGCUUUCACACCCCGCAGUUCAGUCAGGCAGCCCGGUAUGACGGUCACAAACAGCCGGAGGGGUACUCUGUGUUCCCCCUGCAGGACGACAGGAGUCUGGGGACAACAGCAGCACCUCCCCCGGAGGAUGAGGCGUCCCUGCAGAGGACACAGGACCAGCAGUGGCUCUCACGUUUCCUGCAAAACAGAAACAAAUCCUCCUCACAGACCCAGCAGCCUCCCCGCAGCUCUGCCCCGGACCUCAGACCGGCUCUGUACCGGGCAGCUGAGCUCCUCUCCCGGCUGGUAAAAUCCUGCGAGACUCUGAGGGACAACCUGGAGGACGAGUGUGUCUGGACAGACUGUUACUCAACAGCCUUGAAUGUAAAAAACGAGCUGCAGGACAAACUCAGAGUCCUGAGUGACAUUGAGAGUUUAGAGAGAUUUAAAGCUAAAGUGUCCCGUGUUUCUCAGAGGAGGGCCCGCAGACUGAGAGCCAGGAAACGGUCAGAGAUGGAGCAAGAGCUCAGAGAGGAGCGCAUCUCUGAGAAGGAGGCUGCCAUCGAUAAAUGGAGGAUGCAGAAGAUACACGAAGUGGAGGAGAAGAAGAAGGAGCGGGAGCUGAAGCUGGCUGCAGACUCCGUUCUCUGCGAGGUGAGGAAGAAGCAGGCAGACGUGAAAAGGAUGCAGGACGUCCUGAGAUCUCUGGAGAAACUGCGGCGACUGAGGAAAGAGGCAGCGUCGAGGAAAGGCAUCGUCACAGAGCCAGAGUGUGACGAGGCGUUCAGCAGCAGACUGGAGCAGCUGAGGAGUGUGAUGAAGAAGAGGACGGCGGUUUACUCCACAGAGGAGAAAGCUUUGAUGGUGAUGCUGGAAGGAGAGCAGGAGGAGGAGAGGAGGAGAGAGCGGGAGAAACGACUGAAGAAGGAGAGGGAGAGACACCUGCAGAGGAAACGCAGAGUGGAAGCCAUGUUGUUCGGAGAUGAGCUCCCUGCACAUUCGGUUCUGCAGCCCUUCAGAGAAUAUUACUUCCAGGCCGAGCGCUCGCUGCACGCUUUACUACAAAUCAGGAGAGAGUGGGAUGUGUUUGUGGUUCCAGCGGAUCAUCCUGACGGUUCUGCGGUUCCUCAGAGCUGGAUCUUGCCAGACGCCCCGUCAGACCAGGCCUGGGCCUCCGCUCUGCAGACCACUGACGCAGAGUGAGACGGCCUCUGACUCACUCAGCUAGAGCCUGACAUCCAACUCUGAACCCAGACGAACAGUGCAGGAGUCUGUGGAAGGACUGCUGGUAUAAACCAGCUGAAGAAGGCGUGGGAAUAAGAUGUCAAUGAGAAGAGAAGUUAAUAAAGGUUUCUUUAGAAAAAAGUUUCAAAUCUCUGUUAACUUGAAUAACUGAAUGAGUUAAUGAUCUUUCAACUUCAUCUAUUUUGUGUGAGCUGCAGUGUGUGGGAGCUGUCACUCUGUGUAGCUCUUUACGUCAGAGCUGAUAAAUCCUGACAGUGAGGUGAGAGCUGCAGAGAGGCCAGUUAAUAAUAAAAUACUCAAAGUUUUUAAUCAUCAUCUUUCUAGACUGUUAAGUUUGUCCCCAACUGAUGCUUCUCCGAAACUAUUCGCAGCAUUAUGUCUUGUGAUGACAUACUUGAAGUGAUAACCCUGUUUCAUGCUGCCACUGUGCUUUUCAGUGGCUGCAUUUACUUAAAAAAAGUCCCACACAGCUCAGUUUACAAGUCAAAAGCAUCUUUUAAAAGGUACCAAAACCAGCA
This is a messenger RNA of Plectropomus leopardus (leopard coralgrouper), 2163 nucleotides long. It is a transcript of the gene pdcd7, whose product is annotated as programmed cell death 7. Gene Ontology annotation, cellular component: U12-type spliceosomal complex. The record is from RefSeq and is a predicted model, not a curated record. NCBI's taxonomy places the organism in Eukaryota, Metazoa, Chordata, Actinopteri, Perciformes, Serranidae.